GGAGGGAGGCAGCGAAGGUGGCACGGGGGUGGCUGGGUUUGUGCCUCCCUUGGACGGGCAGCGGCUGCCCCUUCCCCAGCCCCGGUCAUUGCCCCAGUGCAGCGUCAGCCUGGGAGGCAGCAGGGACGCCGCUCUAGAUGGGAUAAGCUGUAAACAUGUUCAGCUUUGAAGGGGAUUUCAAAACCAGGCCCAAGGUGUCUCUUGGAGGAGCGAGUAGGAAGGAAGAAAAGGCUUCUCUUCUGCAUCGUACCCAGGAAGAAAGGCGUAAACGAGAGGAAGAAAGACGAAGGCUGAAAAAUGCAAUAAUCAUCCAGUCCUUCGUACGGGGGUACAGAGCCAGAAAGUAUCAAUACUCCAUCCAAAGAAGUGAAUUUGAUCGCUGUGCUAAUCUGGCACAAUCUGGAGGAACUGUCUCCAUUACCAGUGGAACUAAUCUGACCCUUUUAGUGCGUCAACUUCUGUUUUUUUAUAGACAGAAAGAGGAUUCUAAGCGUUUGAUAUGGAUGUGUCAGAACUUAAUUAAACAAAGUUCUCAGUUCGUUAAGCAGCUGGAUGGUCCUGACAGACUUACUUGCUUAUUCCAAAUAAAAAGACUGUUGGGCCUAUGUUGCAGGUUACUGCAAAACUGCAACGAUGACAGUCUGAAUGUUGCACUUCCUAUGAGAAUGCUUGAGGUAUUUUCAUCUGAGAAUACGUAUUUACCUGUUUUACAAGAUGCCAACUAUGUGGCAUCAGUAUUUGAACAAAUUUUGCACUACAUGGUUCAAAAAGGAUACUACAGGUCGCUUUAUUUGUUAAUUAAUAACAAGCUUCCAUCGAGUAUUGAAUAUUCUGAUGUCUCUCGAGUUCCUAUUGCAAAAAUACUGCUAGAGAAUGUUCUGAAACCAUUGCACUUUACAUAUAGCUCCUGUCCAGAGGGUGCAAGGCAACAGAUUUUUGCUGCCUUCACAGAGGAGUUUCUGGCAGCACCUUUUACAGAUCAGAUAUUCCAUUUCAUCAUUCCAGCGCUUGCAGAUGUGCAAACACUUUUCCCUUAUGAACUCUUCCUGAAUGCACUAUUAACAGAAAGCAGGCGUUCAAGAAAAAGUGAUAGAGCUCCAUGGCUGUUUUACUUUGUUUUAACAGUUGGUGAAACAUAUUUGGGAUCCCUUUCAGAGGAAGGGCUACUUGUGUACUUAAGGGUACUCCAAACAUUUCUUUCUCAGUUACCUGUGUCUGCUGCUGGUGCAAAUUGUCAAGAUGCAACCAGUGAUUCUGAAGAUGAGGAUGAAGAAAUCAGUAAGAUGAUGACCAUACCUGGUGAUGGGAGAAUAUCAGUACAAUAUAUAACUGAGGAGUGUCUAAAGAAACUGGAUACAAAACAGCAGACAAACACUCUACUGAAUAUGGUCUGGAGAGAUUCAGCUAGUGAAGAAGUCUUCACGCUGAUGGCAUCAAUCUGCCACACACUAAUGGUGCAACACCGAAUGAUGGUGCCAAAAGUCAGGCUUCUUUACAGUUUAGCAUUUAAUGCCAGGUUCCUGAGGCAUCUUUGGUAUCUAAUCUCUUCAAUGACUACACGAAUGAUUACAGGGUCUAUGGUCCCACUGCUUCAAGUAAUAUCAAGGGGAUCUCCAAUGUCUUUAGAAGAUUCCAGUCGGAUCAUUCCACUCUUCUACCUUUUUAGUUCUUUGUUUAGUCAUUCACUUAUUUCUAUACAUGAUAAUGAAUUCUUUGGUGACCCUAUAGAAGGUCAAAGACAAUCAUCAAUGAUGCCUUUUACACUAGACGAGCUGGUAAUAUUAUCACACUGCCUUCGAGAUGCAUGUUUAGGAAUCAUCAAGUUGGCUUACCCAGAAACAAAGCCAGAAGUUCGUGAGGAAUAUAUUGCAGCAUUUAGAAGUGUUGGAGUUACAACAAAUACAGAAAUGCAGCAAUGUAUACAAACGGAACAAAAACGAUGGAUUCAGCUGUUUAAGGUCAUCACUAAUUUAGUGAAAAUGUUGAAAUCUAGAGACACAAGAAGAAAUUUCUGUCCACCAAAUCACUGGCUGUCAGAACAAGAAAACAUUAAAGCCGAUAAGGUUACACAGCUUUAUGUGCCAUCAGCCAGACAUGUUUGGAGAGUCAGAAGAAUGGGAAGAAUAGGACCACUGCAGUCUACUUUGGAUGUGGGUUUGGAGCCAGCACCUCUUUCUGUGUCCGAGGAGCGACAACUUGCAAUUCUGACGGAGCUACCUUUUGUAGUUCCUUUUGAGGAAAGAGUAAAGAUCUUUCAAAGACUGAUUUAUGCAGAUAAACAGGAAGUUCAAGGAGAUGGUCCAUUUCUGGAUGGAAUUAAUGUCACUAUCCGAAGAAAUUAUAUUUAUGAAGAUGCUUAUGACAAACUUUCCCCUGAAAAUGAACCUGAUCUGAAAAAGCGAAUUCGUGUUCAUUUACUUAACGCACAUGGCCUGGAUGAAGCUGGUAUUGAUGGUGGUGGAAUUUUUAGAGAAUUUCUGAAUGAACUGCUUAAAUCAGGAUUUAACCCUAACCAGGGAUUUUUUAAGACCACUAAUGAAGGACUUCUUUACCCCAACCCUGCUGCACAGAUGCUCGUUGGAGAUUCUUAUGCCAGACACUAUUACUUCCUAGGAAGGAUGCUUGGAAAGGCACUGUAUGAAAAUAUGCUGGUAGAGCUGCCAUUUGCUAGUUUUUUCCUCUCAAAGUUGCUGGGGACAAGUGCUGAUGUGGACAUUCAUCAUCUUGCUUCAUUAGAUCCAGAAAUGUACAAAAAUUUGCUUUUUCUCAAGAGCUACGAAGGGGAUGUAGAAGAACUUGGGCUAAACUUUACUGUGGUGAAUAAUGACCUUGGGGAGGCACAGGUGGUUGAACUGAAGCCAGGUGGAAAGGAUAUUCCUGUCACCAGCGCAAACAGAAUAGCCUACAUCCAUCUUGUAGCAGACUACAGACUAAACAAACAGAUUAGACAACAUUGCCUUGCAUUCCGACAGGGUCUUGCCAAUGUUGUUAACCUUGAAUGUCUUAGGAUGUUUGAUCAGCAAGAAAUACAGGUUUUGAUUUCUGGUGCCCAGGUUCCCAUUAGUCUGGAUGACCUUAAAUCCUUCACAAACUAUUCAGGUGGAUACACUGCAGACCAUCCUGUAAUAAAAAUAUUUUGGAGAGUUGUGGAAAGCUUCACUGAUGAAGAGAAACGCAAACUACUCAAGUUCGUAACAAGCUGUUCUCGACCUCCUCUGUUGGGUUUUAAGGAGUUAUAUCCUGCAUUUUGCAUUCACAAUGGAGGAUCUGACCUAGACAGGCUACCCACUGCCAGUACCUGCAUGAACUUGCUGAAACUUCCUGAGUUUUAUGAUGAAAACCUUAUGCGGAGCAAACUUCUUUACGCCAUUGAAUGUGCUGCUGGAUUUGAGCUGAGCUGAGUUGAACUGAGGUUUAAACAGAAGCUCUGCAGAGGAACUAACCAGUGCCUACUCCAUAAGCAGCACCCGUACCCAAGCAGAUGAAGGGAACUCAGUCUAGGUUUCUGCAGCUCUCAUUUCUUAUCAGAUACCCUCAAAUAGGUUUCAUUUUUAAAUACACAAUUUGUUAGUUAAGUGUCAUUAAACUUACAUUGGCACUGCUUUAUUAUGACUCAAAAUAAUGAAUGCUGUGUGCAGUGUGGUUGGGGUUUGUGUUUAUGCCAAGCAAGAGCACAUUUAACGAACAGUGACAUCUCAGUGAAAUUAACCAAAGAUGAAGCUUUGGCUUUGUGCUGUUCAAAUAUAAAUAAUUCUACAAGCUGGCAAUAAAGUUGUGUGUAGUGCAGCACGUUGGGAUAAGAGAGGUCUUAACAUCCUGUUAUAAAUCUUUAGAGGGAAGUAGAUGUUUGCAGAUAUCCCAGAACUGAGAGAUUGAAAACGCUUGUUACUGAUAACCCCACAUCUUUUCUCAUGUGGUAGAAUUGUUUACAAAACUUAGUUGUUGCAAUUAAAACAGAAUGGAUUUGUUUUAAACUACCAUCUCUUGAGCU
This is a messenger RNA of Mauremys mutica (yellowpond turtle), 3991 nucleotides long. It is a transcript of the gene UBE3C, whose product is annotated as ubiquitin protein ligase E3C. Gene Ontology annotation, biological process: ubiquitin-dependent protein catabolic process; protein polyubiquitination. The record is from RefSeq and is a predicted model, not a curated record. The coding region runs from base 156 to 3401 and encodes 1081 amino acids. The transcript has 23 exons. Gene Ontology annotation, molecular function: protein binding; ubiquitin protein ligase activity. NCBI's taxonomy places the organism in Eukaryota, Metazoa, Chordata, Testudines, Geoemydidae.